AUGCCCAACGAUAAUGGCGUCACCUGGAAGAAGACUGAUAUCGACUCGCUUGAUUUGAAAGGACUGAAUGCAGUGGUCAUUGGUGGCACCGGUGGACUCGGAAGAGCCAUAACUCAACAGUUGGCCAGUCAUGGUGCGAAGGUGACCGUUGUGGGCCAAACUUUCAGAGAUGAGGGAGUCUCGGGCAUUGAUUUCGUCAAGGCUGAUCUGAGCUCCGUCAAGGUUGCUAAGCAAGUUGGAGGAGAGCUUCCCACACAAUCUCUUGACCUGGUGGUCUUGACCACGGGAAUUACGGCCGCACCAGAGCGAGAGCAGACAUCCGAAGGAGUUGAAAAAGACAUGGCAGCCAGUUAUUUUAGCAGAUACUCGUUGCUGAAGGAACUUGCUCCGAGGAUGCUUCCCCAGAGUCAUUUCUUCCGCAGCCACCCCAGAGUUUUCAUCAUGGGAUUUCCAGGAUCCGGUAAGACAGGCGAUCCGGAUGACUUGAACUCCGAAAGAUUACCUUAUAAGCCGCUUGAGACUCACUUCAACACUGUUGCUGCCAACGAGGCACUAGUAUUUGGAGCCAAGGCCAGGAUCCCCCAUCUCAAGUUCUUCGGGCUAAAUCCGGGGUUGAUUAAGACUAACAUCAGAAACAACUACCUCGGAGAAAAUUCGUGGAAAUCUUCAGCAAUUGAGUGGGUGAUUAGUUGGAUUUCUGCAUCUCCUGAAGAUUAUGCCAAAAAGAUCGUUCCUCUGCUGAUAUCUCCCGAUCUUUCCAAUUUCAAUGGAGCUAUCUUUGAUAAGAACGGUAAUGCCAUUGAGAAGACGCCUGUUUUCACUGAUGUCUACGUUGACAAAUUCUGGGAAGCUUCUGCAAAGUUGGAAUUGAAGGCUCUUGGAGACUCGAAAUGA
Molecule: messenger RNA, 894 nt
Organism: Kuraishia capsulata CBS 1993
Lineage: Eukaryota; Fungi; Ascomycota; Pichiomycetes; Pichiales; Pichiaceae
Exons: 1
Coding region: 1-894 (297 amino acids)
Source: RefSeq, a predicted model, not a curated record